AUGCCUUCAACCUACUCACAACCAGUCUCAAAGAUUCCUCCGACGAAGCCCGAUACAAGGUCUCUCCCUCGAAUUCUCUGCCUACACGGCGGCGGCGUCAAUGCCGCUAUCUUCAAAGCGCAAUCGCGGUCCCUCAUACGCCAUCUUCAACACUCCUUUCGCCUCGUAUGGGCUGACGGCCCCUUCUUCUGCGAUCCCCACUCAGACAUCAUUGGCGUAUACAGUGACUACGCACCUUUUCGGCGCUGGCUACGAUGGCUUCCUGAACACCCUGAAAUCGAUGAGGAUACCUGUAUAGAAGAAAUUGGAUAUGCGAUGCGAACAGCAAUGGAAGACGAUGACCGGGAAGGCGGCACAGGCGAGUGGGUAGGCUUGAUGGGUUUCAGUCAGGGGGCGAAGCUAUCCGCAAGCCUACUGCUUGAACAGCAAGCCAGAGAAACCCAAGCCCGCAAAGAAGGAACAAAGAUUGCUACUGGUCUGACAGGAAUUCCAAGCAUAAGGUGGAGAUUCGGAAUAUUACUAGCCGGUCGGGCGCCCUUGAGCAAUCUAAACCCCGAGCUGAUGAAGAGCGACGCACUUGUGAGUGCGGGCAACAUCUCUGAAGGUUUUCAGUUCUGUAAAGAGGUGGACGAGGAAGCCACACUGCACAAACCAACGCUCCAUGUCCAUGGCAUGGCAGACCCGGGACUACAUCUCCAUCGAAAACUGUUACACGAAUAUUGCGAGGACUGCACGGUAACAUUGGUGGAAUGGGAGGGCGCGCACCGGAUACCACUCAAGAGUUUGGACGUGGACCGAGUGGUUGACGCGAUAUACGACAUGGCUGAGAUGACUGGGGUGAAGGUUUUGAGGACUGUUUAA
Molecule: messenger RNA, 861 nt
Organism: Alternaria burnsii
Lineage: Eukaryota; Fungi; Ascomycota; Dothideomycetes; Pleosporales; Pleosporaceae
Exons: 1
Coding region: 1-861 (286 amino acids)
Biological process (GO): secondary metabolite biosynthetic process
Cellular component (GO): nucleus; cytoplasm
Source: RefSeq, a predicted model, not a curated record